CCACCGGGUGGCGAUUAAAUUGGAUCCGCUUUCGGCCCAGGAAGGGAAUUGAUCGCAUCGGACAUUGCGGGCCCGAUAGGAAACGCCUUAAGGGACGGGACUAACAGGUCCAAGCGAACAGGUCAGAAACGGCUGAUUCUGACCGCAAAAGAGGCAGCACAGAGCAUAUUCCCUGUCACUCAUCGAGGCGGGGCAGGAAAUAAGUCCCAUCAUCUCAGAGGAACCGGAAUUGGUUGUCUCAAGCCGGAAGUGGACAAUUUCUGGUCCCUCCCAGAACGGAAGUGAACCCCCCAGACCGGAAAUGUGUGAUCCUUUCAACAUGGAGCUGGUUCCACUCACCAGGCUGCUGCAGGGGAAGUGGGUGGUGCUGGCGGUCCCAGGAGGCGGGACAUCCUGUCCUCCAUGGGACUGCAGUUCGAGGUCGUACCCUCCCACUUCCAGGAGUCCCUGGAGAAGGCGAGAUUUCCGGCUCCGCCCGAAUAUGCCUGGGAGACAGCAAAGCUGAAGGCUCUGGAGGUGGCUUCGUGGCUGCUCAGGGACCUGCACCCUCCUGAUGUCAUUAUUGGAGCUGACACCAUCAUGGCCGUGGAUGGCUUCAUCCUGGAGAAGCCAAAGGACAAGGAUGAUGCCUACAGGAUGCUGCGCAGGCUGAGUGGCCAGCAGCACAGUGUCAUCACCGGUGUGGCCAUCUUGAGGCCACUGUGGCGGGGAGGCAGGGACCCAGAAGCAGAAGUGGAAUUGUCACUGUUCCACGAAGAGACCCGUGUGACAUUCUCGCGGCUAUCGGAGCCACUGCUGUGCGAAUACGUGGAGAGCGGGGAGCCUCUGGACAAGGCUGGCGCCUACGGGCUUCAGGCGCGAGGUGGUGCCCUAGCAGAGCACGUGGAAGGAGAUUUCUUCAAUGCCGUGGGGUUUCCACUCAACCGCUGCAUGCGUGAGCUGGCUGCCAUCUUCCCGGAUGUGGGACCACAAGUCCCUGUCAGCCAGCGUCCGGCCACACCCCAAUAAUGAGGAUUGUAGAUGGAGAGUGAGUAUGUGAGUGACUGUCUGGGCGGGAAUUCUGGUGAGAGAGUGACUGAAGGGGCGGGUCUUCUGGUGAGUUUGUGAAGCAGUGACCCAUUUCCCAUGAUGCCCUUGGUGCAUUGUGUUUGAUUGACAGAGCAAGGUUCCCUCAAGUGCAUCACUUCCCAGUGCUAGGACACAGGACAUGGGGUGAGGUGUGUGGAGGCAGGGUUAGGGGACAGGCCCACCGAGGGGAGUACACCUAAACCCGCCCCUGUGGCCCUGCCCCUCCUGAUGCCCCGCCCUCACCAUCUCCAUGGGCCCUGCCCUUGCCCCCACUGGGUCCUGCAUGAGCAGCUUCACCAUCAGAUGCCUGUGAUGGACAUUUGACAUCAGGAGCAGGGUCAGGGGAGGCCCCACCCCCUGCCCGCACUCUGAUUUGCAUAUUCAAGAGCUGCCUGGAGACUCAGAAGACAUCAAGUACAGAAACUGCUGGGGUUAAUUUGCAUGGCCACACC
This is a messenger RNA of Phodopus roborovskii (desert hamster), 1520 nucleotides long. Its product is annotated as probable bifunctional dTTP/UTP pyrophosphatase/methyltransferase protein. The transcript has 8 exons. The coding region runs from base 403 to 1008 and encodes 201 amino acids. Gene Ontology annotation, molecular function: nucleoside triphosphate diphosphatase activity. NCBI's taxonomy places the organism in Eukaryota, Metazoa, Chordata, Mammalia, Rodentia, Cricetidae. The record is from RefSeq and is a predicted model, not a curated record.